AUUAUUAUUAGUUUGGAGACGAAUCAUCGUGAGGAUCAGGAAACUCCAUCGUCGUCAUCGUGUUCAUCCUCGGAGGCCGAUGAUGAACAUCAAUUUACUUCACUGCUUCUUCUUUCUUCUUUAUUCAUUUCACUGCUUAUGCUCCUCGACGUUGCCUUGAGGAUUCAGAAGCAACAACAGGCUGAGAAAAAGGCUAGACCCCAGAUCAAGAACGUUGGUUUGGGGCUGUUCGGGUCCAUUCUGAAGCGAUUGAGGGAUCGAAACAGGAACAAAAAGAGGGAGAAUAAUAAGAACGGUACUGAGGAUCAGAGGAAGUUCAUCAUAGUUUCAGGCAAGGAUGAUGAUAAUGUAGUAAAUGAAGCUGUGGGGGUGAAGGGAAAUGGAGAUGCAAGUAUGAGAGUUUCUUGCUAUAGUAGGCUUAGCAGUGCGGGGUGGUCGGAGAGCAACGAAGAGAAAUCUUUGGAUUUGGAGACUUCCAACAGUUGUAGGUCUGAAGAAGACAUUGAUGAGGAGGAAGCUGGUGAUGAUGCUGACAUGCCUGCAUUGGAGGAUGAAGCUGGUGAGGAAAGCAAGAUGGAAGAAGUGGAUUAAGGGACAUAUCUUAUUUCUUCGUUUGUCACAAAAGCUAUAUUGAGUCCUUUUCCUUGUGUCUUCUGGCUGUGUUAUGUAUGAAUCUUCAUUGCAGUCAUUGCAUGUGUUCGGGAAGUGCAAUAUAGUUGCGUUUU
Ipomoea nil (Japanese morning glory) is the source of this 725-nucleotide messenger RNA. RefSeq lists its product as uncharacterized. The record is from RefSeq and is a predicted model, not a curated record. The coding region runs from base 139 to 591 and encodes 150 amino acids. Lineage: Eukaryota; Viridiplantae; Streptophyta; Magnoliopsida; Solanales; Convolvulaceae. The transcript has 2 exons.